GUCUCUCUCAACAUAUAUCUGCUCUCUGCCUCCACUCGUACGUACGUGCUUCAGACUCAAGAUCAGUGAUCACUAGCUGCUAGCAAUGGCGCAGGGAAGAGGCAGUGCAGUUACCGUGGUCGUCGCGCUCCUGCUCGUCUGCGUGCUCUUCAACGCCAGAGUUGCCGACUCGGCGGUGUACAACGUCGGCGACAGCAGCGGCUGGUCCUUCAACACCGACUCCUGGUCCACCGGCAAGCGCUUCAAGGCCGGCGACGUCCUAGUGUUCAAGUAUGACGCGACGGCGCACGACGUGGUGGCGGUGAGCGCGGCGGGGUACAGGGCCUGCGCCAAGCCGGCGAGCGGCGCAAGGGUGUACAAGUCUGGCGCCGACCGCGUCACGCUCGCCCGCGGCACAAACUACUUCAUCUGCAGCAUCGCCGGACACUGCCAGUCCGGCAUGAAGAUCGCCGUCACCGCCGCUUGAUCCAUCACACCAUGCACGUCACGUCGCAGUCCUACUCCUGAAUAACGUAGCUGUUAACAUAAUAAGUAUGCGCCCGUCGAUCCUAUAAUAACGUUGUACGGUUUGAUUCCGACCCUGAUCGUGUUUGUGGUACACCCCCAAAUAAAAGGACACCUGAUGGUUGAACCGAA
Molecule: messenger RNA, 636 nt
Organism: Lolium perenne
Lineage: Eukaryota; Viridiplantae; Streptophyta; Magnoliopsida; Poales; Poaceae
Product: chemocyanin-like
Cellular component (GO): plasma membrane
Molecular function (GO): electron transfer activity
Source: RefSeq, a predicted model, not a curated record